AUGAGUGAUUCUCACGAAGUAAAAGAAAAGAAGCGCAGUAGCGAGAAGGAGCAAGUAAUUGAAAAUGAAGGGGAGUACGGGUAUUAUAAGAAUGAUUUGUUUCAUUCAUUAAGCAAUUUUGUCUUAAAAUGCGAAGGCGUGGUUGAAGAAGACAAGAAAAUUGUUGGUUACAUGCUCCGUGCCAAGCCGAAAGAUAAUAGGGAAGAAAACGUCGAAAAAUGGUACUGUUUCAGACAUAUUGUUUAAUAAUUGUAUACACAAUGGAAUAAUUUAUUACAGUAAAAGGUGGUCUUCACAUUUAAACUUUGGAAAAUCAAUCCAGCAGAUCUAAAAUUUGUGACUUUUGUCUCUUUAUUUUAUGCUUGUUCACGCUAGCAUAAUAUUUUAGUCAUAGCUGUGCUCAUAUAGUUCUAAGCGGUAUUGCAUGUGCACAAACUAACUGCAAAAACAUUGUGAGUAUAUGCAUGAGCUUUAGUAUUUAACAAAUUCGAACGUGCCGAAAAAAACUUAGAUAAGUAUUAAAUAAAUGGCGAGAUAAAUUAGUGUCCAUACGCCUAUACUACACAGUUUUUAUAAUUUAAUAGCUCUUUACCCUUUCAUAGGUUGGACAGUGUAUUUGUUACUCGUCGCGAUAUGAUUGAGCAAUACACGAUCACAAAUAAGCUGGUCUCGAGUCGCUUGUGGGUAUCGUCCACCAAAGAGUUCCUCCCAGGGCUACUCAAAAAAAUGUGUGAUAAUUAUGAAAAAGCCGAGUGCAGAAAAACCUUAAUUCCAGUGAAGGUACAAAAUUCAAUAAUUUAUAAGGGCAUGUUCAUAAGAUCCAGCGCAGGGUGGGAUGCUUAAUACCGAGAUCUCGCUUGUAAUACAAAUUCUAAAGGCCGAUGAUAUGGAGAGGUUCCCGAGAGGUUUCAGCUCAGACUGAAUUUCAUUCCGGUUGUCACAGCGGAUGUGUGCCCCCGCGGAUAGUAGACACAUUUAGAUCGAGGACGCGGACGUCAAAGACGACGUAAAAAUGGCGUGUUGUGCCCAUGUAUGGAUGUGCCACGCCAUUUUCACGUUGUCUUUGACGUCCGCGUCCUAGAUAUAAAUCCGUCUAAUGCCACCCCCCCCCCCCGGACAUGGUAUGGUAUAUAAUAACUUUAUUAGCAUGACCAACAGUUACAGGUAUUGCUAAAGUUUUAACUACAAUAACUAAACAUACAAACUAAAGGUAACUACUAUAGGUUAAAUACGACCCAUUACAAGAUUACAAUAAGGUAAAGAAGCUAUUUACAAGAUAGAGGUCAAAUACGAUAGUAUUGAACUUUAGUGUUCAGCAUCCCUGGAUUCAAGGCGUUUAUCUCUUAGCUCGAAACAGGAAAAAGCAAACUUGGAUAG
This is a messenger RNA of Paramuricea clavata, 1377 nucleotides long. The record is from the annotation of a GenBank genome assembly. NCBI's taxonomy places the organism in Eukaryota, Metazoa, Cnidaria, Anthozoa, Malacalcyonacea, Plexauridae.